Musca domestica (house fly) is the source of this 5414-nucleotide messenger RNA. RefSeq names its product arrestin domain-containing protein 17. Gene Ontology annotation, cellular component: cytoplasm. The transcript is spliced from 6 exons. NCBI's taxonomy places the organism in Eukaryota, Metazoa, Arthropoda, Insecta, Diptera, Muscidae. The record is from RefSeq and is a predicted model, not a curated record. The coding region runs from base 687 to 2099 and encodes 470 amino acids. Gene Ontology annotation, biological process: protein transport.
UGACGACGACUACGACAACGAUGUUGUUGUCGACAAGUAGCAGUGCCAUGGAACAAAUGGAAAUUAUGUGAAAGCAAAAGGCUGCUGGUCGUUCGUUCGUGAGGUUAAUGUGAAUGUUCGCGCAAAAACGCAAAAGAAAAGCUAAACUUAAAUUAAACGCUCGAGGAGAGAACAAGAAACAAAAAAUUAUAGCAAACAAACAAAAUAUAUAAAUGAAAAAGUGUAUAAUUUAAUCAUAGCAAACGUUGCUGCUACUGCUGCUGAUGGAAUAGUUUGUGUGAUGAUGGCGACGAUGAUGUAGUGCUAAUCGAAAUUUAAAGAAGGCUUUAAUAAAUAAAUAAAUAGUAAAAAAAUAAUAUAGAAAAGUAAUAUUUACUUAUGGCCACAAGAAAAAAUAUUUAACAAAAAAUAGAUUACAACGAGUGAAAUUGAAAGCAAUAUUUUCAAGCAAAAAUUAAGAAAAUACAAGCGAUUGUGAAAAGUCCUUGCCGAAUUGUUUUAGGAAAAUAAAAAACCUAUCUAAAAUUGCAGUAAAUUAAAUUGAGUGUGUGUGUGUUUUUACCCAAAAAGUGUAUUGCUAGCAAGUGCGUGUAGUUGGCUGGCCAACAAUUUGUCACCGUUGUCGCCCCUAUUCGUUUGUCUGUGUGUGUCUCUGUGUGAGUGUGCCUUCACACAUAUAGAAAUAUAUGCCCAUUGAGUGCCUUAUAUCUUUCGAUAACAAUACUCAAGGUGUCUAUUAUGCUGGCCAGGAAUUAUCUGGUGUUGUUGAUCUCACUGUUGAUACAACAAAACGUAUUAAAGCCAUUCACAUCACGGUCAACGGUUAUGCCAAGAUACGCUGGAUAAAGAAGGGAUAUCCACGUGACAGUGAGCGGGCCAUGUGCCGAGCCUAUCGUUCGUAUUUGUCGUCGCGUUCGUAUGUCCUCGGCUCAUGCGGCAGCAAUUCCUGUCUGGACUGGACGGCUGGUGAAUAUUCAUAUACAUUUCAUGUUAUACUGCCGGAAAAUUUACCAACUUCGUUCGAUGGCAAAUACGGACAAAUACAUUACGAGAUCAUAACGACGAUCGAUCGGCCAGGAAGAUAUCCCAAAGUAUUCAAAUUGCCUUUUACGGUGAUACAUCCAGUAGAUUUAAAUAGUGAUGCCAUAUAUAGGGUACCCCUAGAAAUAUUAGAUCGUAAACGUUUUUGGAGUUUUUGCUGCCCAACCGGACCACUUACCGUUAAAUUUUCCACACCCUAUUGCGGCUAUGCCCCCGGUCAGAAGAUCCAUUUCGUUUUGUACAUUAACAAUGAAUCGUCCAUCGACAUCACCCAAUGCGAUGUGAAACUGAAACAGGAGGUGACCUAUGAGACCCACGAUCCGCAACAUGAGUACCGUUACGACAAGCAUUUGAUAGCGUCCAAACAGUUUGGCAACGUCUUGCGGUGGAGUCGCAAAGUGUAUCGUGGCUACUUGGAACUGCCAUCUAUACCGCCCACAUCGGCCAAAUUGUCCUGCCCGAUAACGGUUAACUAUGCCAUGAAAAUUAUCAUCAAACCAACCGAAUUCCAUUGGAAAAUGAAAUUGAAGAUACCGUUGACCAUUGGCAGUGUUCCCAUAAUGGAUAGUGGCAAUAGUGCUGCCCUGUUGCAGGCCAAUAACAAUAGCAUUAUGAGGGCCGAAUCGGUGGAUGAGCCGCAGGUCACGAUGUUGCCGCAUUCCGAGGUGGAUGAAGAGGCCAAUGAACGUUCAACACCUACCAUAAUGGUUACAGACACUGAUAAUCCGCCGGAUUAUAUACCGAUGAUGCCACCAUCCUACGAAGAUGCCAUGGCCCUGAGUGAGAAAUUCUAUGACGAUUUGGCCUACAUGGAGAAUGUCAGCGUUUCCAGUGUGGUGACCAACAACAAGAAUGAGAACUUCAAGCCACGCUACCCCGUCUAUUAUUAUUACGAGACACCCAUAAUACCACCCGAAACCCUUUACGAUGCCAUACCAUCACGUUACCAUCCAAUGGUGCUAGCAACGCCUUUGUCGGACAUGUCAUCAUCUCCGCUAGAAUUGAGUCAUGUCAAGGCAUUUGGGAAAUUCCAAAUAUUGCGUUACAUUAAGAAAUAGUUGGUGAUGUUACCAUCCCGCAUCAUCAGCCCCAACCCCCCUCAAAAGCAACCAAAAAUACACACACACACAUAGAGCAAAGUUAAGAAUGAAGCAUCGUCUCUUAGAGAACAAAAAAAUACUUAUUUUUAUGAUUUCCGAUUUAUGUUCUCUCAUUUGUGUAUUUGUACUUAUUCGUAGAUAGAGCAAUAAAAGAAAUUUAAAUAUAUAUAACGAAAGAAAACAAAAUACCAAAAAACAUUUAUAUAUGAACAAAUUAAGAUACGAUAAUUGUAUAAGUACGCACAUAUUUACAUAAGCUCAGGCGAGAUUUUGUAAAUUCGAAUGGAUAAUGUUCUCAAACGGAUUUCUGUUUUGAUAUGUAGCUUUGAUUUUGAAAAAACUAUGUAUGAUAUUUAUAAACAGUACCCGCCACUCCGUAUGUUUUGUUAUAUUUUUAAUAAUUUUUACGUUAUUCCAUAUACAUUUAAAAAAAUUCUAAACAUUAAUAAGUUUUGAACGUUCAUUUUUUAAACGUUUAUAUUUUUAUAUACAAUGUUUGUUUUUGCCAACUAAAAAUUGUCUUUUAGUUUCAUAUAUACAGGGUGUUAUAAAAAACUGCAAGAAAGUCAAACGCCUUAAUUUUACAUUAUUUUAAAUUUUGUUGAAAGAAAUCAAAAAAAUUUUGGAAAUAUCAUAAAAUUUUAGAAUAAGUUUAGAUUUUUUGGAAUUGGUCACCUUUGGCACGAAUUAUGGCCUUCAAACGGCCAAUGAAACCGUCACACGCUGCCCGAAUGUUGCUCUGCGGUAUUUUGGCCCAUUCCUGGCGAAACGCUUGCUUGAGGUGAUCGACCCUUUGGUAUUUUUUAGUGCCAACCUUGCUUUCCAAAAUACUCCAGACACAAUAGUCCAACGGAUUGAUAUCCGGAGGUUUUGGUGGCAAUUGUGAGCUGGAAAUGAAGCGAGGAACCGCAUUUUGUAACCAUUCUUGGGUGGCGCGUGCUGAGUGCGAUGGUGCUGAGUCCUGUUGGAAUAUCUGCGGCCAAAAUGUUUUCGUGCCCAAGGCUUUAAUACACCCUCCAGAAUAUUUUCGAGAUAAUAUUCGGCAUUUACUCUGAUGCCACGGUCGAUUAAUACGAGCGCCAUGGCCGACGCUUGAGUUCUGGUGGCCAUGGCUUUACCCCGGGUUCAUUUUUCAAUAUUUUCCGAAUGGAAUAUUGCAAUAUGUUCAGCUCACGAGCCAUUUUUCGACUACUGCGACGCGAGUUUCCAUCAAGUCGCUUCUUUACUUUUCGAACCAUUUCUACGCUAUCAUUAUCACGGUAACGAGCGAUGGUACGAGACACAAAAGAUUUAUUCAAAUUUAAAUGCUGGAGUGCUCUAACGAUAGCCACUUGUGGUUUUCCAGCCAAAUAUAAAGAAAUCUCACUCUCACGAAAUUAUUCCUUAACGAAUAAUUUUUGUUUUGUGGAAAAUUCUUACCAACAUUGUUGCAGUUUUCUCAUCUCACCCUGUAGAUCCAAGUUUUCCUUAAACCCCAUAUAAAGUACCUCUCGAUAUUUUGACGACUUUAGCCACACAUUCUAACGCAAAAAUUUAAAAUUCGGUAUUAAGAGUCCUUAAUAUGUUCUAACUCCUAUAUUGAUCCCUAUGGCCCUCAUAUAAGAAUACUUCCCGAUCUUAGGCAUUUUGAAGAUUUCUUUUUUUUUGGAUCCCACAAGGGGUUCUUUUACUUAUAUAAAACAAUUUCUUUUUUAUUUCAAAGUUUUCUAUAGCCCCUUUCCUCCCGAUAUUCGGUAUUUUGAUGAUUGUAACCAUCUUUUUUACAGAAUUGGAUUGGAUGUUCCUAACAACAGAAGUGACGCAUACUGGCAUUUUGGCGAUAACAAACAUUUAUUCACAUGAGUUAUUUUCCAAAAAAAAGUUCGGUCUUGCAUGCUUUUUUACUUUUUCAUGCUAAUUUCGUCAAAUUUUGGUCAUUGGAAUUCUUAGUAAGAAGGAAACAUCCCUUCAAGAAAUUGUCAAUAUAGGUCUAUGUUUUGGUAAGCCAAUUUUCGGGGUCUUGACCACAUUUUUCAAUUGAUUUGGCCCUAACUUGUCUAAGGUGAUAGAAAACAACUUCGCUGAAAAUGAUCAAUGGUCAAUGUUUCGGAAUAGCGCUCAUAUUAAAUUACCUCUAGAUUUUACAUAUUUCAAAAAGUUCAAACCCAUAUAACGGUUCCUCCCAGGUCCAUGUUUCCAACCAAUACUGAGUAAUAACAACAUCGUAUUGAGUAAUAACAACAAAAAACUUAAAGGGUUUUGAUCUCUCAUCCUUGUCUUGCCAUUUUUAAUUUUCAAAUCAGAAGCUAACAUUUUUGUAGCAUAGAUUACCCCGUGAGCAUGGUACAAUUAUUUCAAGGUAGUCUCAUCUCAAAAAAGCAUAGCCAGGGAUUGGAUUCUAGUUCUAUAAAAACUUGACAUGACAAAUAUUUUCUUUUUUCAGUUUAUCAUUUAACAUAUCUUUCCUUUAUAAACGUUUUCAAUUCACAUUUCCAAAUAAGAAGAGUUGAGGGCUAGCUCUCUAUUUUUCUGAACUCUAGCUCUCAUUUAAAUACUAAAUGUUUGAACAUUAAAAGUGGUCUGAAUUAUUGAAAUUUGAAUAUGAUUUUUUUAAAGAAAUAUUUCUGUUCCGUAUAUUACAUUUAAAUAAAAGAUUAAAUAAUCUCUCAAAUGAUUUAGAAAUGAAUGCCUUUUAAACUGUUCGGAAUACUAUCCAUUCUGAUCUGUGAAAUAAAACGCCUGUGUUUCAUUUUUUUGUGCGUCAAUAUGAAUAAAGUGCCAUUUAUUUUACGUUUUUUACUACCCCCUGGAUCCGUGAAACGAAAUUAUAAUUGACUCCAUCUUUUAAAUUUCUAGUCGAAAACAAAUUGUACCUUUUUACAUAAAUAAGAUUUUUUAAAUUUAAAUUUAUAAUAAGAAAAAAACACCCUAACAAAAACCUAAAAAAGCAAAUUAUUUAAUUCUUCCUUUUUAUCAUUAUAUUUAUUACGACUAUUAAAUUAAAUGUUAAAACAAUUGCACAAUUUAUAAAAUAAAUGUAUAUGAACGUUAACAACAACCAAGAAAAAAAUAAUAAUAUAUUAAAAACAAUUAAAUUAAACAAAAUAAUAUAUUUCUCCUUUUUAGCCUUUAGCUCUUAAGCAUAUUUGCACAAUUUUACUCUUAGCUAAGCAAAUAUUUUUCAUAUUUCCAAAAAGAUUAAGAAGAAGAGGAAAUUAUUAAUAAAAAAACAAAUAAAAAAAUAAAAAAACAAACAAACCAAAGCGUUCAAAACGAUUACAUUUUUUAUAAUUU